UAAAGAUAAGGAUCAAUACCUUGCAUACCUGCAUCGACAAAGCCUAUAUAAAUGAGCUCAUCGUGAAGACACCAUCUUUCCUAACCGGCAGGUCGCUGUUGCAAUUAAAUAGACAAUAUGGUGGCAUCUGAGGAACUCCUGCCGGCGACUGUGCUUAGGCAGAUUGGCGAUAAGCUCUACGAAAAGCGCAAGCUUGCAGCGUUAGAUGUUGAGCAGCUUAUUAAGCGCUUGGCCGCGCAAAACGACCAACAUCGCAUCCGACUUAUUAUCGACAAGCUGAUCAGCGAGUAUGCCUUCUCUAGUCAGGCGAACCACCGCAAGGGCGCGUUAUUGUGCCUGGCUGCCACGGCGGUGGGCCUCUCCGACCCCACAGAGGUUCACCUGCGUCAAAUUGUGCCGCCGGUGCUGGCGUCCUUUACGGACCAAGACGCCCGAGUGCGCUACUAUGCAUGCGAGGCGCUCUACAACAUCGCAAAGGUUGCCCGGGGCACCUUCAUUUUGUUCUUCAAUGAGGUCUUUGACGCCAUGUUCAGGCUGUGCGCCGACAGCGAGUCCAACGUCCAAAACGCCGUUCAAUUCCUGGACGCCCUCAUCAAGGACAUCGCCGCCGACUGCGCGCACUUUGACGUGGCCGCCUUCGUGCCCAAGCUGCGCGACUACCUGCGCGUAACCAACCCGCACAAGCGCCAGUUCCUGCUGAGCUGGGUGGUGGUGCUGGACAGCCUGCCGCACGUGCGCAUGCUGCGGCACCUCCCCGCGCUGCUGGACGGGCUGCUGGGCAUGCUGGCGGAGCCGGUGCGGGAGGUGCGCACGCAGGCGGCAAACUGCCUCAAGGACUUCCUUUCCGAGGUCCGCGCCAGCCCGCCCGCCGAGCUCUCCCAGGACUUCUUCUCCCGCCUGACCUCCACCCUUGUGGAGCGCUCCUCCUCCCCCGACGAGCUCACCCGCCUCACCGCCAUCCACUGGCUGCGCUCCUUCGUGGGGGCUGCACCCGCGCGCAUCCUGCCCCAUGUGCCCGCCAUCCUGGGGGUGGUGCUGUUCAACAUCUCCUCCCACAAUGCCGACAUACAGCGCGAGUGUGCGGAGGCGAAUGCGGCGUUGUUGAGGCUGGAGGUGGAGGUGACGGACCCGCAGCAGCAGCAGCAGGGGGUGAUCCAGCAGGGGGGGAUGCAACAGCAGCAGCAGCAAGGGGGGCAGAGGGGACCUAUGACGGCGUUGCAGCAGAGCUCCGUGGGCGGGGGAGCUGCAGCAGUGGGUAGCAGCAGCGGGAGCAGUGGAAGUAUCGACAUGGCGGCGAUUCUGGGGACUGUGAUCCUGGAGAUGAAGAGCGAGAUGGAGGCGACCAGGCUUGAAGCGCUGCGUUGGCUUCACUUCCUGCUGGCGCGGGCGCAGGACCUUGUACUAGCACAGGUUGGCCGGCUGCUGCCCCCGCUGCUGGACUCCCUCUCCGCGCCCUCCGACGCGGUGGUCACCAGCGCGCUGGGGGUGAUGGCGGCGCUGGCGGACUGCCCGGGGCAGUUCAA
This is a messenger RNA of Astrephomene gubernaculifera, 1523 nucleotides long. Lineage: Eukaryota; Viridiplantae; Chlorophyta; Chlorophyceae; Chlamydomonadales; Astrephomenaceae. The record is from the annotation of a GenBank genome assembly.